This is a messenger RNA of Topomyia yanbarensis, 1134 nucleotides long. Its product is annotated as GATA zinc finger domain-containing protein 10. The record is from RefSeq and is a predicted model, not a curated record. NCBI's taxonomy places the organism in Eukaryota, Metazoa, Arthropoda, Insecta, Diptera, Culicidae. The transcript has 3 exons. The coding region runs from base 200 to 1075 and encodes 291 amino acids.
UGCAGUUUGAUGUUCCUUGUCACUCGUUUCAAUUUUUCUCGGUGUGCAUCUUUGGAAAUUCCUUCGUUUAGAAAUUUUUCUCAUAUUAUUAUUCACCAAAAAGAAGGAUCAAAAUCAAUAUUUACUGUAGUUGAAAUUGUUAAAAUUAUCGAUCUGAAAGCAGCAGGACCGGCAGAAACAGUUGACUGGAGAUAGCAAAAUGUCUAGCAAAGGCCUGGAUCUCGUCGACAGCUGGGAAGAAAUCGACGAAGAUCGAUUGGCUUCAAGAUUAAGCAAACUUGCUAAUGAAGACUCGGUGAAACCUGGCGAAACAUCCACGAUCGGUGAAAUCGACAGCACUGGACGAACUGACAGUAGCAGUUUAUCCGUUAUGCUGGAGGAAGAACUCCGUCCACGAAUGAUUCUGCAGAGACCACAGAUGCAAAUUCUUCGACGGCCUCAAUCGACUGUGCUGGAGGAAAAGACGACCGCUGAGAGUAAACCCAAGGCUCAAAUUAAAUCAUUCGAUCAGCGAAAACAGGAGUACGCAGAAGCUCGUUUGCGAAUAUUAGGUUCAGCCCAUGACGAGGAGGAACAGCAGCAGAAUCAACCGGUGGAACAGCCAAGGAAAAGCGCCCCAAUCCCGAAUGGCUUUCGAAUAAGUAACAAUCCUAACAAUAACAAUAUGAGCGGACAAAUUCGGCCCCAAAGUUCAUUCCGACCUCCUCCGGGGAACUAUCACAUUCAGCAGCAUCCUGGUCCCUACUAUCAACCACAUUCUUCCGGCGGUGGACGGAAUCAACUUCCACCGGAGCCGGGCAAUCAUCACUACUAUCACCACCAACACGCACCCCAUCCUGGUCCAGGAGCGUACACCUUUCAGCAGCAGCAGCAGCAGCAACUCCACCAGCAAGCUCAACAUCAUCAGAAGCAGCAGCUGAUGUCUUUCGGAAUGCCUCCACAAUCGUCAUCGAUCAGUAACUACCAUCACGGUGUACCUGUAUCAGCAUAUGGCGGCGCACUCAGUAGUAAUAACAAUGUUCUGAGAAUGCCAGCCGGACCUGACGGUUCCCACGGGUUUACGAUGCGACGGUAGCUAGUUUAUUAAACGCGAUGCUAAUAAAUAGGUUCUAAUGGAUGAUUUCGCUUCAAGAA